Molecule: messenger RNA, 930 nt
Organism: Dicrocoelium dendriticum
Lineage: Eukaryota; Metazoa; Platyhelminthes; Trematoda; Plagiorchiida; Dicrocoeliidae
Source: the annotation of a GenBank genome assembly
CUUUGUGAAACGGCGCGCGUAAGGUGAAUGGUGCUGAGGACUCCGAGGUAACACAGCAUCUUGUGGACUACAACUAAAAUAUACUUUAGUAAGCUAAUCACGUGCAAUAAAAUCGUUUUCACACAAUCAUCUUGCAAAAUAUGAGGCAACUGCUGGCACAUCAUCGAGAGAAUCCCACAGAGUGCAUGAAGCGACCAUCAGGUGCCGCUGCGGAAAAGCUACCAAUCAGCAUGCGGUACAGACCAGUUGCUGAGGUGGAUCCAGGCUCAGCACACGCCUCACCGUCAAUGAAGCUCGUCGGAAACCAGAAAGUCGACGAUCAGAUACAGAUGAUCCAGCAGUCAGUUGGAAGGCUACGAGCCACUGAAGCUAAACUACAGCACUGUAUUAUGGAAUUCACAGCUAAUACAGGGCACAAUAUUGGCUGUAUCGGGAUGGCACUCGCGAACCUUGGACAUCUUUUGGCGGAACGCCAAUGGCACCUCGAAAGACCCCGAAGGUAUAAAUUGCAACUGAUCGUGUCGGAGUGCAAGCAUAACCCCGAAUUGGAGACCGCAGUAGCCGCUUUUAAUUGUAUCAAUGAACUGUGCUCGGAGCUCAUCCACCAAGGUACCGAUCUCCAAGAAGUGAUUAGCCAAUUUCUCAUUCAAACAAAGGUUGUGAUUGGAGCAGAUAAGACCCGGACGACUGGUGGGCCGUUGCUAACUUCUGGAGCUGGAGCCUACAUUCUCAACCCAUCGGCCGGGGUGAGCCUCUCAGAGGCGGAAAGAGAAAUGAACAGCGUACGCGAAGAGCAAACGAAUAUAAACAGGGCAAAACAACUGGAGAUGGAAGCGAUUCAAGCAACGCGAACUGGACGCAAGUUAUUCAACGAUAUUGUGACGCAGUGCGCGAUACACCUUAUGCAAACAAAAGACGGAUAAACAUAAA